AUGUUGUUUCGGAGGGAAAUCAGAUUAUUCACUUCAUUGUCCCGACUGUUGACUUUUAAACGCUGUUCUUUAUUGAGGACACUAGUGUUAAUCCUGCUGCUUAGUUUAAUUUCUAGCUUGUUUUUUCUGUAUCAUAUCAUGGACUCUGGAAUUCGCACACCGAGAGCAAAUCCACCAGUACCUCACAUAAGAUGUUUAGUUGAGCCUUCAUUAAGAGAUUCUGGAACUGAAUUGCCAACAAAACAUAAGACAGAUGAACGUUUACGUCUAGCUCAUCGAGCAUUGCUAAUCACAGAGGUGCAGAACUCCAAAAAUGGUCAGAAAAUUAGGUAUUUCCUGAGUUCUUUGAGAAUUGAUGUCAAAGUGGAAUUAAAGUCCAGAACAUUGCCAGCACUUUCUAAUAAAAAAUCUGGUCGCUUCGCUGUUAUUGUCUUUGAAAAUUACAAUUCCUACCUGGAAAUGGAUAGUUGGAACAGACAGUUAAUUGAUAAAUAUUGUCAUGACUACCAUGUUGGCAUCAUAGGAUUUGUGAAGCCAUUUGAAGACACUGUAGGGAUGGUUAGACAUGUCGAUGGUUAUCAUAUAACAUUUCAGUACAAUCUAGAACUGGAGGAUUACAAGCCUAAUUUAGACUCAGCUGUUUGGAGGGUUCUGAGGCCAGGUGAUGCUUGGAGAGGUUUUCUCCCUGACAAGUGGACAGUUUUUCAUAGUAACCAUAACACUUAUCAGCCACUAGCAUUUUCAAAACUUUCAUCAAACUUUUUGGAGUUUGACACAGGAGAAGCCAAAGACUUACAGACUUUUAAGUAUGUCACAGCUGUUCUUGAUCUUGGAAAAAUUGAUGGGAUAUCAAAGAUUCUAAUAGGAAAUGAUCUCAGCUUUUGGUUGCAUACAUUAGUGUUGGUAGAUGCUCUUUCUUAUUUAUCAUUUGGGAAGCUGGAGCUACAGCUGGAACGGUACAUACAAGUUGAUGUUGACGACAUCUUUGUUGGAAAAGAAGGCAUCCGGAUGAAAGUUCCUGAUGUUGAAGCAUUAGUCACUGCUCAGGAACGUCUUCAAACUGAAAUAGAGGGAUUCCAGUUUAAUUUAGGCUUUUCAGGUGGAUUCUACCUCUAUGGCACAGAAGAGGAAGAUUCUGGAGAUAGAAAAUUAAUAGAACAUCGUAAAAAAUUCCGCUGGUUCAGCCAUAUGUACAGACACGAACAACCUCAUAAGUUUACUCAGGAUGUCAUAGAGAAGUCAAUGAGGGCUAACAAACAGUUUGCUGAGGAGCAUGAUAUUCAGGUGUAUAGCCAGUACGCUGUGGCUCCUCAUCACUCUGGGGUAUACCCGGUGUAUGAUCCUUUGUUUACUUCCUGGAGAGAAGUCUGGGGAGUGAAAACCACCAGCACAGAGGAGUACCCUAAAUUAAUGCCCCCUUGGAAAAGAAGGGGCUUCAUUCACAGAGGAAUCAUGGUGCUGCCAAGACAGACCUGUGGCCUGUUUACAACAACAGUGUUCAGUUCAGACUACAAGGGCGGCCUGGCAGGUCUUGAUGCCAGCAUUCAAGGAGGAGAGAUAUUCCAGACCAUUUUAACCACACCAAUCAGCAUUUUCAUGACCCAUUUGUCCAAUUAUGGCAAUGAUCGUCUGGCUCUCUAUAUGCUGGAGAGCGUGGUGAAGUUCGUCAAAUGUUGGACAAAUCUCAGACUUGUUAGUGUCUCGCCCGUUGAACUUGGGCUCAAAUAUUUUGAGAUGUAUCCGCAGGAUAAAGAUCCUCUGUGGACAAAUCCUUGUGAUUACAGUCGUCAUAUGAGUAUAUGGCCAGCAAACAAAACUUGUGAUAAAUUACCGGAUUUCAUAAUUGUGGGUCCUCAGAAAACAGGAACCACAGCUCUUCACUCAUUCUUGUCUCAGCACCCGUCUAUUGUCAGCAGCUUUGCCAACCCAAAGACAUUCGAAGAAAUUCAGUUCUUCAAUUCCAACAAUUACUUCCAAGGCUUGGACUGGUAUAUGGAGUUCUUCCCAAGGCCCGUGAAGCCCAAUAUGACACUGUUGUUUGAGAAAAGUGCCAACUAUUUUGAAAGUGAGGUUGUGCCAAGACGAAUUGCUGCCCUCCUACCUAGAGCCAAAAUUGUGGUUAUAUUAAUGAACCCUGCAAAAAGAGCUUAUUCUUGGUAUCAGCAUAUGAGAAGUCAUAAUGACCCCACAGCUUUAAACCACACUUUCCUUGAAGUGAUCUCUGCAACAGACAUGGCCAGCCCAGGCCUGAGGUCACUGAGAAACCGUUGUCUGACCCCAGGUCUUUAUGCACAGCAUCUGCUCAGAUGGCUAGAUUUUUUCCCAGCUAAACAGAUUCACAUUGUGCACAGCGAUGAACUCCGCAAUGAUCCAAUCAAUGUGAUGCACUACCUGCAGAAGUUCCUUCAUGUGCAGCCGAUCAUAGACUACAGCCAACAUCUCAGGUUA
This is a messenger RNA of Candidula unifasciata, 2448 nucleotides long. Lineage: Eukaryota; Metazoa; Mollusca; Gastropoda; Stylommatophora; Geomitridae. The record is from the annotation of a GenBank genome assembly.